GCCUAGUCCUUUUCCAACCUUGUGGUAGUGUGUAUAAUUAAACAUUUGGGUACAUACAAAUUACAAUUCUGCAAAGUAUAAAUUUGAAGAGCAUGAUCUGUCACAUUGGAUGGUAUAUUUUGCAUUUAUAAUCUUUGUCUUCUCUAUCACAUGCUCUGCUCUGUUUUCCUCUCCAACAGAAAUCCCCACUCUGCAACACCAAAAUUCAAUCUCUGAAUGUUUCUCCAAAAUCCCAAUUCCACAGAAUGAAUCUCAACCUCAGCCACCAAUCUCCGCCGCCGGAUUCCCUCACAUUUCCGGCCAAAUUCUCCCAAUUCGGCGACGCCGAUCAGUUCUCCUGGUUCGACGACGCCACCAUUCUCGACAUCGAUUACUUCGUCAAAACUCUCUCCGGCAUCAAAGCCAACGGCGUCCGCACCGAUUUAAUCGGCUCUCUAAUCGCGCAUUACGCCGCCAAAUGGCUCCCCGAUCUCUCCGACGAGCCCCGCCUCGCGAAUUUCCACGAGUCCCCCGAGAGCGUGACGAAUUCGUGGAUGAAGAAGCGGUUCUUCGUGGAGACGCUGGUCGGAGUUCUGCCGCCGGAGAGGGAUUUGAUUCCCUGCAAUUUUCUGCUGCGGCUGCUCCGGACGGCCAGUAUGGUCGGUGUGGAGCCGCCGUACAAGGCGGAGCUGGAGAAGAGGAUUACGUGGCAGUUGGACCAGGCCUCGCUCAAGGAGCUCAUGAUUCCUUCCUUUAGCCACACCUGUGGGACGGUGCUCGACGUGGAGCUGGUGAUUAGGCUCGUCAAGAGGUUCGUCAGCCUUGACGACGGCGUCCGCAGUGGUGCUGCGCUCGUCAAAGUAGCUAAGCUCGUCGAUUCUUACCUCCCAGAGGCCGCGAUGGAUUCGAAUUUGGGAUUGUCGGAGUUCGUUGAGCUCGCCGGAGCCCUCCCCAGCCACGCCCGAGCCACUGACGAUGGCCUCUAUCGAGCCAUCGACACUUAUCUCAAAGCACAUCCCAGCCUAUCAAAGCAAGAAAGAAAGAGUCUUUGCAAACUAAUGGACAGCCGGAAGCUUUCGACGGAGGCGUCUCUCCACGCCGCACAAAACGACCGCCUCCCAGUCCGAGCCGUGAUCCAAGUCCUCUUCUCGGAGCAUACCAAACUAAAUUACCGACAUCUGGAUUGGAGUGGCUCCAUCGGCGGAGCUCGGAGCCCCUCGGCAGGCCUCGACCACCUCCCGACCCGAUGCCAGUCGAAGCGAGAGAUAACAGCCCAACAAAUGGAGAUCAAGAGGCUCAAGGAUACCGUGAUUAGGCUCCAGAACCAGUGCAAUAUAAUGCAGGCUCAAAUGGAGAGGCUGUCGGAGAAGAAGAGGGGGUUUUUCAAGUGGAGGAAAUUCGGCGUACCGGGGUUUAAGCACGGCGGAGAUUCGGGGAAGAUCGAAGACGGUGGAGAGGCGGAGGAGGAGGGCUUUGGGCGGCAGACGCCGGUGGACAUAAAAACAAAGUUGGUUAAACGUAGGACGCCCACCAAGACAUGGAGGAAAUCUGUGUCUUGAGAGGUUUUUGUAAUAAUGUAACGUUAGUUGUCUUUGAGUGUUUAUGCAUUAUUAUUCUUAAAAUUACUUCAUAGUUCAUUCUAUAUUAUACUAAUAUAUAAUUUCACUUUCUUUACUUUA
Momordica charantia (bitter melon) is the source of this 1658-nucleotide messenger RNA. Its product is annotated as root phototropism protein 3. Lineage: Eukaryota; Viridiplantae; Streptophyta; Magnoliopsida; Cucurbitales; Cucurbitaceae. The record is from RefSeq and is a predicted model, not a curated record.